Messenger RNA from Dictyostelium discoideum AX4, 3300 nucleotides. RefSeq lists its product as hypothetical. The record is from RefSeq and is a predicted model, not a curated record. Lineage: Eukaryota; Evosea; Eumycetozoa; Dictyosteliales; Dictyosteliaceae. The transcript has a single exon. The coding region runs from base 1 to 3300 and encodes 1099 amino acids.
AUGAUGUCUUUUAAUUUAAUAUUAAUUUUAAUUAUUUUUUUAAUAUUAAUACAAAAUUAUGUUAUAGAUGGAAAUGAUAACUUUAAUUUAAUUAAAUGUCCAGAUGAAAUUCCAAAUUUAAAAAAAUGGUCAAAUUAUAAAAGUUGGAAAAAAUUGAAAUUACCAAUUAAAGGAGAAUCAAUUAAUAUUACAACACCGAUUUUAAUGGAUAUUAAACCACCAGAUUUAGAUGUUAUUAGGAUUUUUGAUAAAGGAAUGUUAGUAUGGAAGCAUAUAAAUAAUUUAGAAUUGAGAGUAAAAGCAAUACUUAUUUAUGAUGGUGGUCAACUAAUUAUUGGAAGUGAACAAUGUAAAUUCAAAUAUAAAGCAACAAUAACUCUAAUUGGUGAUUCAAUUUAUACUGAAAUAAAUCAAACAAUUAAUGGUAAUGAAUAUGGUCAAAAAGUAAUUGGUAUUGAUAAUGGUGGUACAAUUGAACUUCAUAGUGAAGUGACUAAAACAACUUGGACAAAAUUAAUCUCUACAAUUUCACCAUCAACUUUUAAUUCAAAUAAAAACAUUUUAACAUUAUUGGAUAAUGUCAAUGAUUGGCCAAUUGGAUCAGAGAUAUUAAUAACAAGUACAGAUUAUGAUAUGGAACAGAGUGAAACCAAUUUUAUUGUUAAAUGUUCAACAUGUAAAACAAAUCAAAUUAAAUUAAAAAAUCCAAUAAAAUAUCUUCAUUGGGGUUCAAUUACAAAAGGUGUUGAUGAAAGAGCUGAAGUUGCAUUGUUAACUAGAAAUAUUAAAAUUCAAGGACAAGUUGGUAAAACUUGUGUAAAUAAUAAAUUAGUUUGUGAUUUCUUUCCAUUUGAUUCAUUUGGUGCUCAUAUAAUGAUUCGAAAAGGUUUUGUAAAUGCACAUUUCUUUGGCAUUGAAUUAUUUAAUGUUGGACAAUCACAUGUAGUUUCUAGAUAUCCAAUUCAUUUUCAUCUUUGUGAUAGAGUAGAUGAAUUGGGUGGCUAUGAAAAUCCAGCAUAUAUUAAACAUUGUUCAGUACAUAAAUCUUUUUCAAGAUGUUAUGUCGUUCAUUCCACUGAUGGAUUAUUAAUUCAUGAUAAUAUUGGAUUCGAUUCAAUUGGUCAUUGCUAUAUGUUAUGUGAUGGUAUUGAAAUGGAUAAUGUAUUCUCUCAUAAUUUAGGUGCUGUCACUAGAUAUGGUUUAUUAUUUCCUCAUGACAGAUCAUGUGAUAUGUGUUCUAGAAUUCAACCAAAUGAUUUCAAUGGUAAUCCAACACAAUGCACAGAAUGUAAUGCAGUUUCAACCUUUUGGAUAUCAAAUCCUUGGAAUACCUUAAUUGAUAAUGUUGCAUCGGGUUCUGAUUCAACCGGUAUUUGGUAUUUAUUUUCGGAUUAUCCAAGUGGUUUAAGUCAUGAAAGAGGUAUAAAAUAUAAUAUUAAACCUUAUUUAAUACCUGUAAAGAAAUUUUAUAAUAAUAAUGUUCAUUCGUGCACAAAUGGUAUUCAAAUUGAUGGUGGUGUUAAAUUAACUCCGCCAAGUAAAACUCAACCUCAACAAUUAAAUUCAAUGAUAAAUGCAAGAUAUAAACCAAGAUCAAAUCCUAAAAAUCCAAAUUCAAAACCCUCACCUUCAAUAUUUAAUGGUGCAACAAUUUAUAAAAAUAAAUGGAGAGGUUGUUGGGCAAGGGGUGGAUUUUUAUUUAUGAAAAAUUUUAAAAUUGCUGACAAUGCAAUUGGUUUUACAUUUGCAAGUGAAGGUACAAUUCCUGGAGACCAAAAUGUUGGUCAAUAUAUUUAUAAAUCUUUAAUAGUUGGUGAGAGUGAUAAUAUUGGUCAGCAAUCAAAUAAUAUUCCAAUUGUUAAUGGUAGGACCAAUCCAUAUGGUGAGAAUGGGUUAAUGCCAAUAAGAGGAUUUGAAAUUUAUGAUGGUACAAUUUCACUAGAUUCAAUGGUAUUCUCAGAAUUUAAAAGUUUACCACCACUAUUUAGAAAUUCAAGUGCAAUUGGUUUCUUAAGAUUUAACGAUUGGCAAUCAUCAAGUGAAACAACUAUAAAAAAUAUAAAAUAUAUAAAUGUUGAUAAAGAAAUUCAUUUUGAACAAAGUUUAAUGGAUGGUGAUAAAAUUUCAACAUUAAGAGAUUUAGAUGGUAGUACUACAAAAUUAUCAAAUUCAAUUUUAGUUAGAAAUUUAUUAUUCUAUUCAACAAAUAAUUGCUAUUAUAAAAAACCAUGGGACGCAUUAAUUUGUAAAGAAGAUACAAGACAAAUUUAUAUAUGUAAUGAUGAUACAAACUCUACAAAUUAUCUAUCAUUAUCAUCAAGUGUUGUUGCAAUUAGAGAUAAUAUUGAAAAUCAAAAAAUUGAACAAAUUGGUUUACCAAAUCACUCACCAAGAAAUAGAUUUCAAUUUUUAGUUUUUAAAAAUCAUCAUUAUGAUUUUCAUUUCCCAAAUCAUCCAACACCACCAAUACUUAGGGUUCAACCAAUGAAUUGGAAACAAAGUGAGAAAUUUACAUUUGGUAUAUGUAUUGGUAUUUCAAAAGGAAUAAAUUUGAAGGUAUUGAAAACUGUUAAUGGUACCUAUGGUAAUAGUAAUUUUGUUGAAGAAUUAUAUCCAACAUUUUCAAUGAAUUUAAUUUCAGAAUCAACUUAUUAUUUCAAUGAAAUUACAUCAAUGCUCUAUAUAAUGUAUUAUCAAUACAAUUCAAAAGAUCAUUUAAAUUAUUGCCCAGAAUAUGGUUGUGAAGAGUUGGUUAUAAAAAUUAGUGGUAAAAAUAGUGGUAGAGUAACAGGUGAUUGUCAAUCAUUGGCAUAUGGAAGUAGUUUCACUCUAUUCGAUGAAGUGGUGAAUAGAAAAUUUGAAAAUUCAUUUCAAAUGGAUAAAUCAAUAAUCCAUAAUAGUGAAUAUGCAUAUCGUGGUAAUGCAUACCUUCCCUAUCAUCCAACCUCAAAAUCUCAAAUUCAAUUUAAAUGUAACCAUUGCAUACCGUCGGUUGGUAUAAAAUAUUUUGAAAUUUGGGUCAAUGGUAAUAGAAACUCAAAUCAAAGAAUUUCAAUCCAACUUUUUUAUUCUAUCAAUUCCAAUCAAUUAAAAUCUCAGCCCUUUGCAAUUGAUAAAAAUUAUUUUAAAAAAAACUCGUGGGUUUUGGUCAGGAUUUUAUUUGAAAAUUUAAAAAAUCUUUUACCUGAAAAUCAUAUCCAUCUCAUUUCAUCUUUUGAUGGAUUAUCAAUUAUUAACUCUUUAGAAUUAAAUCAACCAUCAUUAUUUUUGGAUAACAUAAAAUUUAUUUAUGACAAUUAA